CCGCGAAUCACGCUAACCUUACCCUUUUCUCUCCGUUCUCUUUCUCUCUCUCUCUCUCUCUCUCUCUCCCGCGCGGCCCAUACACAGACGACGGCGACACGACUACAUGGUCAUGGGUGACAUGGAAGUGUAGCUGAUAAGCAACAACAAGACUAGGGAAAUAAUAAUUGCGCCAUUAUGACAUUAUCUUUUCCUUUAAGCACUAAUGGUGUUAGUGUGUGUGUGUGUGUGUUGCUGUGGAUGUUGGGUCUCGGAAUUCGCUCCUUGUGUCCUUCCUCUUAGCAGUUUCAUAAAUAACAUUUCUUCUUCUUCUUACUGUGUGUGUUGUGUGUGUGUGUGUGUGUGUGUGUGUGUGUGUGUGUGUGUGUGUGUGUGUGUGUGCAAAAGGGCAACUGGUGGCUCUCGGCUUCAACCCCUGAACGCGCAGCUCUUGUUUAUUUUACUUUUUUUUUUUUACCCACCCACACACACUUCUCUGCCCCCCUUUGCCCCACACACACACACACUCAUACACACACAUACUUGCUAAUAAGUAAACUAUUGAUGUCUGCGUGAUGAAAGCAAAAUACAGAAAGGAUCCCACGCCCACAACUAUCCAUGCGAUCGCUUUCCGCUCUCUCCCCCCCCCC
This is a messenger RNA of Zychaea mexicana, 629 nucleotides long. RefSeq lists its product as uncharacterized. Lineage: Eukaryota; Fungi; Mucoromycota; Mucoromycetes; Mucorales; Lichtheimiaceae. The record is from RefSeq and is a predicted model, not a curated record. Bases 206 to 529 code for a protein of 107 amino acids. The transcript has a single exon.